AUGGUGAGAGAUUAAAAAAAAAAACAAACCGCCGUUCAAACCGUAAACCGGUGGUUUGAAUCUGCGGUUUGCGGUUUCGAAAAAUCCCAAACCGAAACCGAGUCCGAGCCGUCCAAACGACGGUUACGGUUCGGUUUGUAUCCGGUUUCGGUUCGCACCGUAACCGUCGGUUCAUAAACUGUCGAACCGCGGUUCGAAACCAAAUGGGCAAGUCUGGAACUGGAACCCAAUGGGCAAUGGGUUGUCGUUAAAUUAGUGAAUUUUAAAUUUUUGAUCACUAAAGGUUACUGAGGUGUGGUAGGGUUUUCAAGCUUGGCAGAAGAGAAGAAGAGAAGAAGAGAAGAAGAGAAGAGCUCCAUGGAUGCCAGCCCUCUUACUCCCAAAUGGAACGUGGAUCGUCCGUUCCUCACCGGCCGAUUUCACCCAUUUCUUGGAGUGUUUGUCUAGGAAUCGAGAUCUGCUGAGACAAAGAAUGAUUUGUUCGGCUCUGGAGUGGAGAAGCCCAUAGGGUGCUACCAUGCCGCAAUUCAGGAAUUGAUUGUGAUUGAUGACCUACUGUCUGCCUUAGUUGGGAUUGAAGGAAGAUAUAUAUCAAUUCGAAGAAUCCAUGGGAAAGAUGAUAGUAUGACCUUCCAGGUCGAUCCAUCUAUGGAUUUGGCACUUCAGGAAUCUGCAAAACGUUUAUUUCCUCUUUGUGAGAGCUAUUUACUGAUUUAUCAGUUUGUCGAAUCAAGGUCCCUGUUCAAGAGUGGUCUUGUUAAUCAUGCUUUUGCCGCUGCACUCAGAACUCUACUUCUUGAUUACCAAGCCAUGGUGGUUCAGCUUGAACAUCAGUUUCGCUUGGGGAAACUUUCUGUCCAAGGAUUAUGGUUUUAUUGUCAGCCUAUAAUGGGAUCAAUGCAAGCUUUAUCCAUUGUGAUAAAGAAAGUUUCAGCCACUAAUUGUAUUGGGUCUGCUGUUCUUAACCUCUUACAGAGUCAGGCCAAGGCCAUGGCUGGUGAUCAUGUAGUCCGGUCUUUGUUGGAAAAGAUGACACAAUGUGCAAGCCAGGCAUAUCUUGGAAUAUUAGAGAGGUGGGUCUAUGAGGGUGUAAUUGAUGAUCCUUAUGGCGAGUUUUUUAUUGCCGAGAACAAAUUGCUUGAAAAGGAAAGUCUCAAACAAGAUUAUGAUGCCAAAUAUUGGCAUCAGCGUUACAGUCUGAAGGAUGAUAUCCCUAGUUUCCUUGCAAAUGCUGCUGAAACAAUUUUGACUACUGGAAAGUACUUAAAUGUUAUGAGAGAAUGUGGAUAUGGUGUUCAGGUUCCUGUAGCAGAAAAUUUAAAACUGACGACUGUUGGGUCUAAUCAUCGCUACCUUGAGUGCAUAAAAGCUGCUUAUGAAUUUGCUAGUGGUGAAUUAUUGAAUCUUAUAAAAGAAAAGUAUGACUUAAUGGGAAAGCUAAGGUCCAUCAAGCAUUACCUGCUUCUUGAUCAGGGUGAUUUCUUGGUUCACUUUAUGGAUAUAGCACGGGAAGAACUCUUGAAAAAGCCCGACGAAAUAUCUGCUGAAAAACUGCAGUCUUUGCUGGACCUUGCAUUGCGAUCGUCGGCAGCUGUAGCAGAUCCAUAUCAUGAGGACUUGACGUGCUGUAUAGAAAGGACUACUCUGUUGAAAAGUUUGAACAUUCUCAAAGAUAUUCCAAUCACUGAGGUUGUUUCUGGCAGCAAUGAUCUAGAGGAGCCAAUAAGCAUUACAGGCUUGGAAACAUUUUCAUUGAGUUUCAAGGUUCAAUGGCCAUUAUCUCUGGUUAUCUCAAGAAAGGCUUUGACAAAAUAUCAGUUAAUUUUUCGUUGCCUGUUUCACUGCAAGCAUGUGAAUCGGCAACUCUGUGCAGCAUGGCAACUCCAUCAAGGUCUACGCCGAGUUGAUAUGCAAGGAAUAGCGAUUUCUGUUUCGUCUUUGCUGUGCCGGAACAUGCUUAAAUUUAUCAACAGUCUGCUACAUUAUUUAACUUUUGAGGUUCUUGAGCCGAAUUGGCAUGUCAUGUGUAAUAAACUCCAGACUGCAAAGAGCAUUGAUGAGGUUAUACAAUACCACGACUUUUUCCUAGACAAGUGUUUGAGGGAAUGCCUGCUUCUUUCACCUGUUCUUCUCAAGAAGCUGGAGAAAAUGAAAUCAAUAUGCCUUCAAUAUGCAGCGGCAGCUCAAUGGUUGUUAACUUAUUCAGCUGAUGCGCCUGGGACAGAUAGCCCUGCCGUAGAUAAAUACAAACAAUUGAAACUAAGAACGUCAUCUCAGAAGCGGGGAAUGGCAUCUGAAAAUGCAACAGUCAUCGAUUCUAUACUGAAAUUUGAAAAGGAGUUUGCAAGAGAGCUUGGGAGUUUAGGACCGAUGUUGAGCAGUGGUUCGAGCGCAAAGCCAUACUUGACACAUCUUGCGCAGUGGCUUCUUGGUGAGGGAAGAGAGUAGAGAGUGAAAUGAGAUGUCAUCUUAUUAGCAUAAACCUGAAUUGGAUGUGUAUAGUGUGUGUGCUGUGAGUCAAUUUUGUGGGUUAAUGAAUGGUCUGAUAGUUAAGUUGCUUUGGGGGUAAAGGGAUUGAAUGUCCACAAAUCAAAUGUAUCAUUUAGUAUGAUGUUGUGAUGCAAUUUGAAGAAAUGUGUUUUGACUUUA
Andrographis paniculata is the source of this 2649-nucleotide messenger RNA. Its product is annotated as gamma-tubulin complex component 2. Gene Ontology annotation, molecular function: gamma-tubulin binding; microtubule minus-end binding. Bases 625 to 2448 code for a protein of 607 amino acids. The record is from RefSeq and is a predicted model, not a curated record. NCBI's taxonomy places the organism in Eukaryota, Viridiplantae, Streptophyta, Magnoliopsida, Lamiales, Acanthaceae. Gene Ontology annotation, cellular component: gamma-tubulin small complex; centrosome; spindle pole. Gene Ontology annotation, biological process: mitotic cell cycle; cytoplasmic microtubule organization; microtubule nucleation. The transcript has 21 exons.